CGCGUCCCUUCACAACAACCUCACACCGCGCGUAUUGGAUGGCUUCGCCUGAUGCCAAAGUCGUCCUUGUGACCGGUUGCUCUCAAGGAGGCAUAGGAUACUUCUUAUGCCAACGCUUUGCGCAGGAGGGGUGCCUGGUCCACGCCACCGCUCGCAGGCUGGAUAGUAUGGAGGGGCUCGACAAGAGCCGGACCUGGAAGCACACCAUGGAUGUGACAAACGGCCAAAACGUUCGAGACGUUGUCGAGGAGGUGCUCGGUCAGCAUGGGAGAAUUGAUGUACUUGUGAACAACGCUGGAGCAAUUGCGGUUGGGACUCUUGUGGAUGUACCCAUCGAGACGGUACAAUCAACAUUUGAAACGAAUACGUUUGCUAUCCUGCGUACCGCAAAAGCGGUAAUCCCCUCUAUGGCAAAACGGAAACGGGGGUUGAUUGUGAAUAUCAGCUCCGUAACCGGAGAAUUCCCAACGCCUUGGAACGGCGUGUACUGCGCUUCCAAGGCAGCCGCACACUCGCUAACUGAGGUGCUCUGCAUGGAGUGCCAGCCACUCGGCGUCGACGUGAUGCUCGUCGCACCUGGUCAGAUCAAAUCAAACAUCAGUACCAAUAUGGCAGCGCACUUCAAGAUGCCAGAAGAUACGUUGUAUGCAGAGUACACGGAUAAAAUUAUCCAGCGGAUGAACGUCAGCCAGGGGCCAGGAUCGCUGCCCACCGCCGAGUUUGCGAGGCGAGUCGUCUCUCGUGCGCUGAGCGCACGGCCGCCACGGUACAUGAGACUAGGCGGCGGUGCUGCUUUCGUAGGUAUCCUCGCUUGGUUGCCCAGGUCGCUUGUGUUGUGGAUCAGUUGGCGUCUCUUUGGUAAGAAGUAGGGUCGCCCGUUAUACCAGGUGACGCGCGGUAUCAUGUAUGCGAUUGACGGACACCAGAAUAGAUCUCAUCAAC
This is a messenger RNA of Coniophora puteana RWD-64-598 SS2, 942 nucleotides long. Its product is annotated as oxidoreductase. The transcript is spliced from 4 exons. Gene Ontology annotation, molecular function: oxidoreductase activity. Bases 39 to 869 code for a protein of 276 amino acids. The record is from RefSeq and is a predicted model, not a curated record. Gene Ontology annotation, cellular component: endoplasmic reticulum. Lineage: Eukaryota; Fungi; Basidiomycota; Agaricomycetes; Boletales; Coniophoraceae.